Oryza brachyantha (malo sina) is the source of this 1760-nucleotide messenger RNA. Its product is annotated as vegetative cell wall protein gp1-like. The transcript has a single exon. The record is from RefSeq and is a predicted model, not a curated record. The coding region runs from base 93 to 1229 and encodes 378 amino acids. NCBI's taxonomy places the organism in Eukaryota, Viridiplantae, Streptophyta, Magnoliopsida, Poales, Poaceae.
ACCCCACCAGCAACGGGCCCCCCCUCCCCCUCCUCCUUCCAUUCCAUUUCCCCCGUCCCAGUCAAAAUCCCCUGUGCGGCGGCGACGAGGCCAUGGAUCCCGCCGCCGCCGCCGCCGCGGCGCGGCGGUGGAUAGGCGUGGCGGAGAAGCUCCUGAUGGCGCGCGACCUCGAGGGGUGCAAGCAGUUCGUCUCCCAGGCGCUCGCGGACGACCCGACUGCCCCCGGCGCCGACGACCUGGCUGCCGCCGCCGACAUCCUCCUCGCCGCCCAGCGGCGGCGCCUCCCCUCGGGGGGCCCAAACCCCUACGCCGUCCUGGGGCUCGACUAUGCGGACCCGGCCUCCCGCGACCCCGACGCCGUCCACUCCUCCUACCGCCGCCUGUCUCUCCUCCUCAACCGCUCCCACCCCGACCGCCCAUGCUUGCAUGCCUUCGCCGACGCCGCUCGCCUCGUCGCGGAAGCAUGGGCGUUUCUGUUUGACCCCGUCCGCAAAGCCUCUCUCGACUCCGACCUCGACGCCGCGGCGGCAGCCGCACGCACGCCUCCCGCCCCCUGUCCGGAGAAGCAGCACCCGCCGGCACCGCGGCAGCCGCAGCCGCAGCCGCGGUCGCCGCCGCCUGUUCCCGCAGCGCCGCAGGCGUCCUCGGCGGUGACUCCGCCGCCGAAGCCAAAGCGCGGGAGGCCGCCGCGCGCUAAACCCCAACGGACGCCGGAGCGGCGGCAGGAGGCGGAGGCGCCGACCCCGCACGCGGCGACGUUCUGGACGGCCUGCCCGUCCUGCUGCAACCUGCACCAGUACAGCCGCUCCUACGAGGAGCGCACCCUGCUCUGCCCCAGCUGCCGCAAGCCGUUCGUCGCCGCGGCAAUGGCCACGCCGCCGCCCAUCGUGCCGGGCACCGACAUGUACUACUGCUCAUGGGGUUUCUUCCCGCUGGGGUUCCCCGGAGGCCCCGCGUUCGCCGGACCAACCAGCUCUUCCCCCACGCAGCAGCAGGCGCCCGCCGCCAUGGGAUUUUAUCCAAUGGGGCCCUACCUGCCAUUGCCAGGUGAAGGCGGCGCUGUCGAAGGCAAUACUGCGGUUGGUGCCACCGCGGACGUUGCCACAGUGAAAGCGCCAGCGCCGGCGGCGCCAUUGCCGGUGAAGCCCAAGCAUGUAAAGGUUGGGGCAAAGAAGCGAGGGCGGCCCAAAGGAAGCAAGAACAAGCAUGUGGUGAUCGAGAUCAAUUAGAAUUUUGGCCAAAUUUUGCUCUUUGCUAAGCUGAUGGUUCUGAAUCUGUGUGAUAGAUUCUCGUUUGCUGAUGAGAGUGAGAAAGUGAGGUGAAGAGGAUUGCAGCUUCUACUCCAGCAAUUUUGGUGAUGAACAAUUUCCCACUUCUUUCAGUUGGUUGUCAGAACUUAGCUCAGCUGACCCGUGGUAGGUUUAUUCAGUGUCCAUUAGAUGGUAGAUUUUGUGUUGUGCCAAGCCACCUCGAGAGCAAGAUUUGUUGUAAGAUUGUCAAAUGGGUAAUUCGUAGUUUCGCAGUGCCAAAUGUACAUUACUUAGGAUGAUGCAACUGCUUUUAAUCUCUGCAUGUGUAGCUGAAAAUGUACACUAGCAAUGAGGUUGCGAGAACUCUGGCUAAUUCGGCAGUUUUGAGUUCAAUGGCUAUGUUAUGGAGAACUAUGAUCUCUGUUUCAUAUCAUAAGACUUUUUAAUCUACUGAUGAAUGUAUAUAAUUUAUAUAUAUGUCUAUGUCUUAUGUUGUGAAACAAAGAGAGU